Molecule: messenger RNA, 1615 nt
Organism: Dreissena polymorpha
Lineage: Eukaryota; Metazoa; Mollusca; Bivalvia; Myida; Dreissenidae
Exons: 3
Coding region: 9-326 (105 amino acids)
Source: RefSeq, a predicted model, not a curated record
ACAGCAACAUGCGACUGAUUGAUGCCAAGAUGGUGACGUGGGACUCCGCCCGAUGGGUCAAUCUUCAGGUGACCGAAGCGAUCAGCCGCGUGUUGACAAGGGGUCGCAAAAAUGGCGGCUUCGAGGUGCACGUGCGAGAUAUGGAGGAGAACGUGCUUGAUGCAAAGACCAUAAUAGACCCAACCGUCUGCUCGAUGUCUACAGACUAUGAAUGCACGGAUGAAAUUUCCCCGUCGGACACCAGUUAUGAAGAGCCAGUCGAUCCAAACUUCUCUCCUGUAUUAGAGAUUACAACGACAACUACCAGCCGUUUGGAUCAUUCUUAAGAGUUUGCCAAUGCUGGAAUUCGAUCUCAAACGUUCAAUCAAGUGCGUUACAUAGUGAGUUAUUUUGAUGUACCCAAGGGUCAUAUCAUAGAUAAACUUCUAAUCAAUCCAGUCGAGUUUAACAAUAGUACGAUAUUCGGCGAUCGAGGUAUACCAAUCAGCGGAGUGUAGAUAGCAUAUUGCCAAGCUUGAAACCGGAUUCGUCGACAAAUCAUAAAGUUUGGAGGUGUACAUUUUUUGUGAUACUUUGUUACAUCAUGUUUAAAUUAGACUUGACAGGCGUGAAGCCUUUUCCUGCAUCUUACACUAAAAGUACACCAAUCAUUACAUUUUUUAGGCUAUGUUGCUUUUAAUGUAAGUAUAUGAGUGAACAGAAAUUGAUGUGAAGGUAUAUAAGCAUUUAUUGAAUGCAUUAUGCUGGUAUUGCGGCUAGCAUGUCUUCAGUCUUUAGUCUUCACGAUUUACACUCCAAAUAUAAUUUGUAAACAAUAAUGUUAGAUCGAAAGUAUGAUUUAAUAACCCAGUGCGUUUGCUUUUGAAGUAACGGACUUGUCGAUGUAGUGCUCCCUUGUUUAAAUCGGUCUAUUAUGGUUAUAACGCGUUGGACAUAAAAGUUAUAUCGGAUACUUUUUGUUUUGAUAUAUUACUUAACCCAUUAUGCAUAGAGGACUCUCCCAUCCUUCUAAAUUGAAUCAAUUUAUUUCCAAGAUCAGGGAUGUCUAGUAUAUUUAUUUCUAUAUUUAAAAUUUUUCUUGCAGAAAUUCCUUAAAGCAAACAGCACAGACCCUGAUGAGGCGUCUCAUCUGGAUCUACGCUGUUUGCCAAGUCCUUUUUUUCUAGACGCUAGGCAUAAAUGGGUUAAAAUGUAUUACUGACCAGUGUCAUGACAUUUUGUCUGUGUGUUAUUAAUGCAUUAAGCGAAUUACCCUACCAUGUACGCAAUAGAAAUGCAUUUUUAAACAUUUAAAAAUUAUUGUUGUGGUAUUUUAAAUGGUAAUACCAUUGUAGAAUAGACCAAUAUCUCAAUGAUGGAAACGGGAACAGUAUGUGCAUUAUUAUUGCAAUUUUACCAAUAAAACAUAUAGCCACUCGUUCGUCUACCUCACUUUCAUACUGUGAUUUCAUUGUCAUGCAUCGAAGCAUAGAAAUUAGAGCAUUUGUAUUGUUCCCUUUUUAUGUUACUUUAUUCAACAGUUGUAAAUAUUCGAAUUGAUCGUUUGUUAUUGAUAAGUGUCUUUUGUUUUAUUUAUGGUUAUUUAUUAUUUUGUCGAAUUAAGUAUUGUACAUAU